Messenger RNA from Neomonachus schauinslandi (Hawaiian monk seal), 2564 nucleotides. RefSeq names its product dishevelled binding antagonist of beta catenin 1 (gene DACT1). The coding region runs from base 1 to 2538 and encodes 845 amino acids. The record is from RefSeq and is a predicted model, not a curated record. Gene Ontology annotation, biological process: negative regulation of canonical Wnt signaling pathway; regulation of Wnt signaling pathway, planar cell polarity pathway; negative regulation of JNK cascade. Gene Ontology annotation, cellular component: cytoplasm. Lineage: Eukaryota; Metazoa; Chordata; Mammalia; Carnivora; Phocidae. The transcript is spliced from 4 exons.
AUGAAGCCGAGUGCGGCCGGGACGGCGAGGGAGCUGGAGCCGCAGGCGCCGGCCCGGGGCGAGCAGCGCGCGGGGGAGCCCGAGGGGCGCUGGCGGGAGAAGGGCGAGGCGGACACGGAGCGGCAGCGCACCCGGGAGCGGCAGGAGGCCACGCUGGCCGGGCUGGCGGAGCUGGAGUACCUGCGCCAGCGCCAAGAGCUGCUGGUUCGGGGCGCCCUGCGUGGCGCCGGGGGCUCGGGAGUCGCUGCGCCCCGCGCUGGGGAGCUGCCGGCGGAGGCGGCGCAACGCAGCCGCCUGGAGGAGAAGUUCUUGGAGGAGAAUAUCUUGCUGCUGCGGAAGCAAUUGAAUUGUUUGAGGAGAAGAGAUGCUGGUUUGUUGAAUCAGUUGCAAGAACUUGACAAGCAGAUAAGUGACCUGAGACUAGAUGUAGAAAAGACAUCUGAAGAGCACCUGGAGACAGACAGUCGGCCCAGCUCAGGGUUUUAUGAGCUGAGUGAUGGGGCUUCAGGAUCCCUUUCCAAUUCCUCUAACUCGGUCUUCAGUGAGUGUUUAUCCAGUUGUCAUUCCAGUACCUGCUUUUGCAGCCCCUUGGAGGCAACCUUGACGAUCUCCGAUGGUUGCCCCAAAUAUGCAGAUCUCAUAGGAUGGUUGGAAUAUAAAGAAGGCCACUGUGAAGACCAGGCCUCGGGGGCAGUUUGCCAUUCCCAAUCCACAUCACAAUUUAAUUCCCUUGGUAUCAUUGCAGAUGUGAAUCCCAAGUACCAGUGUGAUCUGGUGUCUAAAAACGGGAAUGAUGUGUAUCGCUAUCCCAGUCCUCUUCAUGCCGUGGCGGUGCAGAGCCCAAUGUUUCUCCUUUGCCUGACGGGCAACCCUCUGAGGGAAGAGGAGAGGCUUGGUAACCAUGCCAGUGACAUUUGUGUGGGAUCUGAGCUGGACGCCAUCAAGACAGACACUUCCUUACCAGCUCCAAGCAGUUUGUGGUCUGCUCCCCAUCCAUCAUCCAGUAAGAAAAUGGAUGGCUACAUUCUGAGCCUGGUCCAGAAAAAAACACACCCUGUAAGGACCAACAAACCAAGAACCAGUGUGAAUGCUGACCCCACAAAAGGGCUUCUGAGGAAUGGGAGCGUCUGUGUCAGAGUGACUGGGGGUGUCUCACAGGGCAACAGCGGGAACCUUAAGAAUUCUAAACAGGUGCUUUUGCCCUCUGGCGGAAUCCCCUCUUUGGACAAUGGGACAUUCUCCCCACUGAAGCCGUGGUCAAAAGAAUCAAAGGCAGAACAAGUGGAAAGCAAGAGGUUGUCCCCGCCGGAGGGCUGCUCGCCAGGCGCUGCCACUGAACUUCCAAGUAAGCAUCUGCCCAAAAAUGCCAAGGCCGCCUCCCAGGAACACGCUCGGUGUCCCACCGCUGUGACAGGGGAGUCCCCCAAAGACGGCAUUCAGGUCCUAGCCGCCUCCCCAAAGGAGAGCCCCGGGAGGGGCCCCGCGCCGCCGCAGGAGAACAAAGUCGUCCAGCCACUGAAAAAGCUGUCCCCGAAAGGCGGCCUGCCGCCUGCCCCUCCAGCAGCGCCCCUUCCUGGCCCGGCUGCGCUGCUGUCUUCCGCUUUCGCCGUGGAAGAGCGGCCGGCGCUGGAUUUCAAGAGCGAGGGCUCCUCUUCUCAGAGCCUGGAGGAAGGGCCCCCGGCGAAGGCGCCGUCGGUCCCGGGCCCGCAGGCCGCGGGCGGCCGCCCCCACCGCGGCGCCCGGACCGCGGCCGCCCUGCGGGGCUCGGCCCCGAAGCACCGGGGCGCCCUGGCCCUCCACGGGCCCGACAGCGCGCUGCCCCCCGUGAGGGAGAAGAACCGCGCCGCCGGCAAGAAGUGCCGGUUCCCCGACGACGCGGAUACAAAUAAGAAACUCAGGAAGGCCUCGUCCCGGGGGAGGAAGGGCGGGGGCGGCCAGGCGGACGCCGGUCUCCCCAGCCGGCCGCCGGGUGCCGGCCACAGGGCCGGGGGCAGGGCGCACGGCCACGGCCGGGAGGCGCUGGUGGCCAAGCCCAAGCACAAGCGAACCGACUCGCGGCGCUGGCGCUCGGCCGCCGAGGUCUCCCUGGAAGAGGCCCUGCGGAGGUCGCGGCGCGGCCGGCGCGAGCACGUGGGGCUGUACCCCGCCGCCGUGCCGCUGCCCUACGCCAGCCCCUACGCGUACGUGGCCAGCGACUCGGAGUACUCGGCCGAGUGCGAGUCGCUCUUCCACUCCACCGUGCUGGACACCAGCGAGGACGAGCGCAGCAACUACACAACCAACUGCUUCGGGGACAGCGAGUCCAGCGUGAGCGAGGGGGAGUUUGCGGGCGACAGCACGAGCUCCAGUGACUCCGAAGAAAGCGGGGGCUUGAUCUGGUCCCAGUUUGUCCAGACCCUCCCCAUCCAGGCGGUCACAGCCCCAGACCUCCACAGCAACCCCACGAAAACCUUUGUCAAGAUUAAGGCUUCGCAUAACCUCAAGAAGAAAAUCCUCCGCUUCCGGUCCGGCUCGCUGAAACUCAUGACGACCGUCUGAGGAACACCACUGGUGGGGAGGGUGGG